CCCUAGUUUCAGUUUACAGGCAGCAUUACCUAAUUGGACUCGUACCGUUUUAAGUCAGCUCCGUAUACAUAGAGUCUGCUGUUACAUAUUCAGGUUUGUAGUUGGAGCUCUGGCAUGAUUUAUCAGUUAUGGUGUGUGAAUAUGUGGCAAAAAAACACCAAAUGCAUGUAUAGUUUAAAAGGAAGCGCCGCCUAAGACCAACUUAUGGGCGAAAUUGGCCCACAAGCGGACCAAACAAACUGAUUAUAAUGCAUUAACGCGAAGCUACAAGCGAGCUGGCUUACUUGACGUUUGCUAACUGUAUAAAACUGAGUGAUAGCGGCACCUCAUCCUGCAGACAGAAAUGAGCCAUACUACUCCAGAGGCCUCGGGUCUUGACCCUGCCAUGCUGAGAGACCAACUCUUCGAUCUGUGGAACUGGAAAGAUCUGCAGAUGCUACAUUUGGCAGCCCUCCAGGGAUUUUCAAAGCUGUCUGAGCCUCUAGAGGCCUUACUAACAAUCCUGGAGAGUUGUCCGGGCAAACAGAAAGGUCGGAGCCACACCCUUGGCCAUCACAUACUCAUGGAAUUCCAGACAUGGAUUAAGGAACAUCCUCAGGUCAAUCUGAGUUCAGUGUCGGAACAGCAAGCAGUGGCACUCCAACAGCGUGCUCUCAACUUGCUAACAGAUACCCAGCCAAACUUUGUAGACAGUCUCAUAAACAUCUACCAACUCAGUUCACUGGAUCCAGCCAUACUCCGAUUGCACAUUACUUGGUUGCAUGCUCUCAGCUUCUACAAAGAGGCAGCAACGCUCGGUAUUAAGCUGAACUUACAGGAAGAGUUAAAUAUGGAGGAGAUGUGUGUACCACUAAUCGUGCAGGAUAAGAUGUCGGUGGCCGUGUCCUUUGUCUCAGGCUACAGUCAUCUAGAGGAACGAUUGGUUAAACUUCUAGACUCUUGGUGUCACCCGAGCUUCUGUGUGGAAGAGCUAAACAGUCAGUUCCCUCGCCUUAAUCUGACCAAACAACGGAUGGAACAGAUUCAACCGAAAAUGCUCACCAAACACGUCCUGCGACUCAUGGAGAAAUUCAAGAUUGAUAAAGGACUGUGUCCCAAUGCACUGCACAAGAGGAGACUAGACUCUCUGCGUUUCCUCAUGUACAAGAGGUUUGUGGAGAAAGGCAUGACAGAAGAGAACUGGAUUGACCAUGUACAAUAUGUAGUGGCAGAUGACCUUGAGCUGCAGAUCCACUUGGUGGAGAUGUUGGUGAAGUACUCUUGUCUUCGGAAAGCCUCCCAGUGGUCACUGAGAUACAGCAUCCCCAGAUAUCGACUUCCCUGUGGAGUAUGGGAAACCCAGCAGAGUCUACCACGUGCUCUACAACAGAUAUCUCUGAGUGAUACUGCAGAAACUGAGGAGUGGGAGCUAGCUCAGUCUCACUGUGAGAAGUUCUACCAAGUGCCACUUACCAAAGACAAGGUGCACUUUGUGGACACACCAGAAGCUCUCGAGAGAUGUCAAAGCAUUCUGCUCAAGAAAGGUGUUGUAGUCGGAGUUGACAUGGAGUGGCAGCCAACAUUUGGCUGUAUCUCAACUCAGCAAGUGGCCCUGAUACAACUUGCAGUUUCUGAUCAGGUUUUCCUAAUAGACCUCUGUGCUAGGAGAUUCUGUGAGCACCCAGAAACAAUUUGUUUCAUCAGGAGCUUGUUCUCCCAACAAAGUGUCCUUAAACUAGGAUAUGGUAUGGCCAGUGAUCUUAAGUGUCUGUUGGCCACCUGGCCCCAGUUACAAGAGGACCCACUGAAAAUGGAGGGGAUGCUUGAUCUUCUAAGUAUACAUAAAAAAAUUCAACAUAGUGCACUCAGCCGGACUCAAAAUGGCCCUAAAGAGGUACUGGUGGGAGAGGACUGUGCAGAAAAGGGCCUCAGUCUGUUGGUACAACAAGUCCUGGGAAGGCCCCUGGACAAGACAGAGCAGAUGUCCAACUGGGAGAAGCGGCCUCUACGCAUCAGCCAAAUUAGAUAUGCAGUGGCAGAUGCCUACUGUUUGCUGGAAGUGUACUCUGUCCUCUCCCGCAACCCAGCAUCUUUUGGGCUGCCUGAUGACCUGCGCAGCAUAUCUUCAAGCCAAUCAGAGAAGAGCAGAGACAAGAAGCUGAAGGAGAAAAAGGACAAGCAAACAAAACAGACCCUUGAGAAAGAGGAAUGUCAGGGGGCUCAAAGGGUCAGCCCCUCUUGUUCAGAUCCAGAGAAAGGCGUCUUGUAUGGUGAGAAGCCUUCAGAAGAUUCCCCACCGCUACCCCCUCAGCAGUUGCGGGUGGUGUGUGACAACAUGCUGCAGGGACUCGGAAGAUACCUGCGUUGUUUAGGAGUUGACGUGGUCAUAUUGGAGAACACUGAUGAUCACAGGGUUGCAGCUAAGUUAGCGCAGGCUGAAGGCCGUGUCAUUCUUACAUGUGGACAACCAUUCCAAACUUUGCGUUCCCAGGUGGCGGAGGGUCGCUGUCUCUCCCUAGCCUGCUCAGAAAAGGCCAGAGACCAGGCGGUUCGAGUUCUCAAACACUUUAACAUCCAGCCCACUCCCAGUGAUAUAUUCAGCCGCUGUCAGGCGUGUAACAGUGAUCAGUAUGUGGCAGUGCCACGAGACGAUAUGGUCGGGAUGCUUAAAAAGAAAGGACUCCUAUCAGACCAGGACAACACUGACCUAAUGCACCAGCAAGAGGAGAAGCACGAUGACAUUUUGACCCCAAAGCUCCCCAGGUAUGCUCUUCAGUGUCGCUGGGCCUCCCUUUCAGGGCUGGACCCUGACACCCUGACCUUUCCCGGGGGCGCGCCUAUUCAGCUUCACACCGUGCCCCCUACCCUCCUGCCAAGGAUCCCUCUCUUCUACGUCUGCACCAGAUGUGGCAAGGUGUUCUGGGAGGGCUCUCAUUUUGGCCGUGUCCUCUCAAUGUUUCAGGAGGUCUUGCACAUUUCAGACGAGGACAAUGAAUCUGCUGCAGAGCCCAUUACAGCUGCUCAGCAGAAUUGACUGUUGUAGAGUCAGUUUACAUGAAGACUUUGGCAUUCAGCUGUCUUAUCCCGUAGGAACCCAUGCCCCUCUGCACAUGGAGGACGGUUCCUGUUCAAGUUUCAACACUGACUCUUCCAUAGUUUUCCUGAAAGUAAAGUUGGGUCUGGGCUCUUAAAAUACAGUAACAUUUCCCCACAUGUAAUUAACUUUAAAUAAAUUAGUCAAAGUCAAAUGGGAAACAAUUCUUCUUUUUUUAAUCACCUGGAUCAACAGAUUGCCUCUCAGUGAGCAUUGAAUGAAGGCUUUAUUUUUGUUUUUAAGCCACCAAUUUUUUUCAGAUGGAAAUAUUUUGAA
Messenger RNA from Pundamilia nyererei, 3349 nucleotides. It is a transcript of the gene exd3, whose product is annotated as exonuclease 3'-5' domain containing 3. The transcript has 21 exons. The record is from RefSeq and is a predicted model, not a curated record. NCBI's taxonomy places the organism in Eukaryota, Metazoa, Chordata, Actinopteri, Cichliformes, Cichlidae. Gene Ontology annotation, molecular function: nucleic acid binding; 3'-5' exonuclease activity. Bases 344 to 3013 code for a protein of 889 amino acids. Gene Ontology annotation, biological process: nucleobase-containing compound metabolic process.